Ambispora leptoticha is the source of this 501-nucleotide messenger RNA. The record is from the annotation of a GenBank genome assembly. Lineage: Eukaryota; Fungi; Glomeromycota; Glomeromycetes; Archaeosporales; Ambisporaceae.
AUGACACCGGUAACAACGCAGUCGUCGCCACAAUUAUUAUUCCCGUUGAAUUCAAUAUUAGCACAGCAACAACAACUAACUCCCGCGCAGCAGCAACAAUUUAUAAAAAAUCAAAUAUUAGCUGCGCAAAUGCGUAACCAACAACAACAGCAACAGCAGCAACAAAUAGCGCAGCAACAAAUAGCGCAACAACAAAUAGCGCAACAUCAACGACAGUUCUUUCAAAAGCUACAGUUGCAGCAACAACAACGACAAAUAUUACUACAAAGAUUACAAAAACCGAACACACAACCUAUAUCACAACCUGCAUGUAUGAAUCAUAAACCAUCGCCAACAACGCCGAAUUCAUCAACGACGACGCCAACUAACAAUAUCAGCGUUAUCAGCACAUAUAAUAAUCCAUUAAAAACACCUCCAACACCAUCCGUAAAUGCUAACAACAAUAAUGUUAUUAAUGGACGGAAACCUUGCGCUCUUUCCACAUGUCAGAAUCUUGCAUAC